UUCUGUUAUUUGACAGUGAAAGAAUUCACUCCUUGAAUGACCUUUAUAAAUUGUCAGUUUUACAAAUAGCUGAUUGUUGAUUGAUCGAAUAGCUUCAAAUCUCUUGAGUAAAUAAUUCGCCAACAUGUCCGAGACUCCGAGCCGGCCCAUGAAAUUCCCGUACACCUUCACUGCUAAGAUUGCGCAGUUCCCACUCAAGUACUACGUACAAAACCAAUGGAUCUGGCGUUAUUGGUUGAUCGCUAUUGGUGUCUCCACACCUGUCUUCUACAAGAUCCACAAAUUGGCUAACUCACCUGAGAAUGUUAGCAAAUGGGCCGAGAUCAGGAGGAAGGAGGCUGCCGAACACCAUUAAAUUAUUAGUAAAAUAAUCAAGUGUAUAAGAGGGAAGUUCAAUACAUAUAAAUUGUUUUAAGUUAUCAAGUAAAAUCAUGUCUUAGA
Achroia grisella is the source of this 441-nucleotide messenger RNA. RefSeq lists its product as uncharacterized. The record is from RefSeq and is a predicted model, not a curated record. Bases 125 to 355 code for a protein of 76 amino acids. The transcript is spliced from 3 exons. NCBI's taxonomy places the organism in Eukaryota, Metazoa, Arthropoda, Insecta, Lepidoptera, Pyralidae.